AUGACAAAGGAAGAUGUUGAAAAUGUCCAUUCGGCUAGAUUACUUGAAGAUGUUCACAAAACAAGUACCGAUUAGCAUAGCACAGAAGAUCAUGAAUAAUCUCAAUAACCUAUAACUGACCAUCAUGAAGAAGUAAAUUAUCACGGAAGAAUUCUUGAGAAUAAGAAUUUGAGGUUACUACUUUCAGACUCUUAAGUAACUAAUACUAUAGUCACUGAUUAUCACACUACAAAUCAAGUAAAUGUGAUAAAUGGAACUGGCACACUCGCUUUUUGGAAUUCAACAGGAGAUAUAGGAUUAUUUAAACUUCUACAAAUGCACAUUCAUGCUCCUUCGGAGCAUACUUUUAACGGUAAAAAUUAUGAUCUAGAGCUACACUUAGUUCACAGAAAAUUCGGAACAAAUAUCCUCUCUGUACUUGCCUUGUAUUAUGAUGUGAAUGAAGGAGGAAACAAAGAAAAUGAGUUUAUAGAGUCUCUCAAGUUAAAGGAACACAAUCCUCAAGUAGCUUUAAUUCCAUUGUAGGAAUAAAUAGAAGCUGUUGAUGUAUCUAAAAUUAUUCAUUAUAAAGGCUCAUUAACUACGCCUCCAUGCACUGAGGGUGUUAACUGGAUAAUAAGUCCUAAGCCUUUCCAUAUUUCUGAAGAAUAAAUGGAGAUUAUCAAUCAUCAUUGGAAGAGUGACAAAACGUUUGCGAAUGGCAAUGGGAAUAAUAGAUAAGUUCAGGCUUUAAAUGAUAGAGUAAUUUAUUACCACAUACUUGAUCAUGCAUUAGUGAACAAGAUUUAAGUUUCAUUGUUAGCUUUUGUCUUUUUGAUUUCUUAUUUUUGA
Molecule: messenger RNA, 831 nt
Organism: Stylonychia lemnae
Lineage: Eukaryota; Ciliophora; Spirotrichea; Sporadotrichida; Oxytrichidae
Source: the annotation of a GenBank genome assembly